AUGUCUCACUUUGACGCUCUCACACCCAGACGAGAACUUCUCCCAUACAAAGGCGACUUUUACCUAUGGAGUUACGUUCCCUCAAUGGCAGCUGCCGUCAUCUUCACCAUGGUCUUUUUCGUGUUAUCAGCAGCCCACACGUGGAAGAUGACGCGGUGUCGCCUCUGGUUUUGCAUUCCGUUCACGAUCGGCGGAUAUAUGGAAGUUGUGGGCUUCAUUGGACGAAUCGCCGCGAACAGUGCAACCGACCAGCUCAUGCCGUACAUCAUCCAAUCCCUCUUCCUGCUCAUCCCACCCUCGCUGUUCGCCGCCUCGAUCUAUAUGACACUCGGUCGAAUCAUGAGAGGGCUUGGGCCCAAGGGCGAGAUGUGCUCCAUUAUCAAAGUAAAAUGGCUCACGACUACCUUCGUGGUCGGAGACGUCUUUUCGUUCUUGAUUCAGAGCACAGGGGCUGGAUUGAUGGCCGCUGGUAACGACCCAAAGCUUGGCGAGAAUAUCGUUGUGGGUGGUUUGGUCAUCCAGAUCCUCUUUUUCGGCCUCUUCGUGGCUGCGUCAGUCAUCUUCCAUCUUCGCUACAGACGCAACAGUGCCAACUGGCCUAGUACAAGACCUGAAGGAAACUUCGACUGGGAGAAGAUGAUUUUGAUGCUUUAUGCGACUUCGGCCCUCAUUCUCAUUCGUUGUAUCUUUCGUAUCAUCGAAUACGUCAUGGGAGCUGAUGCCUACCCUCUAAAGAAUGAGUGGACGCUGUACGUUUUUGAUGCGGCGCUGAUGGCCAUAACCAUGGCUAUCUUUUACAUCUGGUAUCCUUCUCAGAUUCAACAGUUUCGCCCGCUCAGCCAGACAGAGGCUGUUGGUCUCGCCUACCGAGGUGAUUCGAUGGAAGAUCGUCAGACGAAGUGA
Molecule: messenger RNA, 903 nt
Organism: Fusarium keratoplasticum
Lineage: Eukaryota; Fungi; Ascomycota; Sordariomycetes; Hypocreales; Nectriaceae
Exons: 2
Coding region: 1-903 (300 amino acids)
Cellular component (GO): membrane
Source: RefSeq, a predicted model, not a curated record